CGCAAUUUCACGGUUGCCCUGGGCAACAGCCGAGCUCUCUGGGAGAUGUAUCUGUAAGUAGGCCCAAAAAGGGACCAAAUGUGCCCAGACAUUCCAUGUUAGACGAGAGAAUGCCCAUUCCGCGUGGAGUCGCGAAGUGCGGUGAGUGUCCCUCGGCCUCAACGCGUGGGGCCAGCCUGUCCGGAGGUCCCUCGGAGACCGAGCGCCAAGGGGGCGAGCGGGUCUUGGAGCCUCUUCCGCUCGGCAUUUCCUUCUGUAGGCUUCGGUCAAGAGCUGUCAGUCAUCUUGGUAAUACCGGGUUGGAUGCCUAAAGCUUCAGGAAAAAAGUCCAGAACUUUCAGGAAAAACUAUCCAACGAUUCAGAUAUGGCGGAAAUCAAGUCAAUGUUCCGGGAAGUUCUUCCUAAACAAGGGCAGGUGUCUGUGGAAGAUAUAACCACAAUGGUGCUAUGUAAACCCAAACUUUUACCCUUAAAAUCUCUGACUCUGGAAAAACUGGAGAAGAUGCAGCAAGCAGCCCAGGAUACAAUUCACCAACAAGAAAUGGCAGAGAAGAAACAACAGCAAAUAACUCAGUGAAUGAUAAUUUACCAUUUCUAUGAAACACCCUAUUAACAAUAGCAAGAAAAUUUGCAUCUGUAUGCUGAUAGUAUAUGUUAAUAGAACUGAUAAAUGUUCAUAAUAUAAAAAUACCUGACUGAAAUAUGUAUUGUGAAUUUAAACAGUCUGGUUUGUGUUGAACAUAAGUAAUUAAACUUUGAACCCAAAAUUUUUUUUUCCCCAAGUUUUUAGAAUUGGAAAUUAUUUUUCACCAUUCCUAUCAGUUAAUAUAAAAAUACCCAACUGAAAUAUGUGAGUCUGGUUUGUGUUGAACUUAAUUAAACUGAACCCCAAUUUUUUUUUUAACCCAAGUUUUUAGAAUUAGAAAUUACUUUUCACAGUUCCUAUCAGUUUUAUAGAUAAUAUUCUUAGGCACAAAAAACCAAAUGCAACUUUUAUAUUCAAAGAAUCUUUACAUAUUUAAGACUUAAUUUGAUACAUUCUAAUAUUGUAUACAUGUUCAGCUUUUACAUUAUCUAAUUUUAAAACAUUCAUUUUUAUGAAUUUUAUGUCAUAUUUUAAGACUAACUGAUCCUACCAGUAAUGACAAACUGCAUUUCUUAAAUUUGAUUUUUAAGAAACCCUGAGUAGUUCCUUGAGCUUCUAACAAUACUGAUUUUAAGGACUCAAGAAUAAUCUGGCUACUUUUACCUUGCAGGAAUCAAGGUAAAAUCUAAAAAUGGGAAGUAACAUGGAUUUGAAAGAGUCCAUGAGAUAAUAUGAACAUUAAACUUGGAGUUUUAGUUCUAAAAGACUGUACCUAAGCCUGAAAUAGGUAUAUUCCUAAGAACACGUUUGUAAAUUCUGAAUAUAAUUUUUGGUUGGUUUGCUGUAAUCAGUAAGAGAAAAUUUAAAUUAGCAUAGACCUUGAGGCCUCUUUACUGAGUAAUCAGGCUCUGAAAAAAAGGUUAGAAAUGUGAUCAUUCUUUAGAUAACUUACUUGUUGUAGUUAACUAUUUUCUCAAACACUGGGUAAAUGUUACUCUUUGAAAAAUGGUUUUUUAUAACAAACGUUACUUUGUAAUUGACUUAAGAAUGAUGAAAGGUAUAUAUAUCUUUUAAAUUUCUUCAAACUCCAGAUAAAAGUGUGCAUGCAAUUUCCCAAUAUUUAAAGAAUUUAUUUACUAUUCUAUUUUUCAUUUAAAAGUUUGCGAGAAACAAAGUUUAAAUUCACUAGGUUCACAUACGUUCCCUUUUAUGACUUAAAACCUGCCGUGUGACAUAAGUUUUUAAAAGACCUAAAAUAAAUGAAUUCCAAAUAAUCAA
Molecule: messenger RNA, 1865 nt
Organism: Manis pentadactyla (Chinese pangolin)
Lineage: Eukaryota; Metazoa; Chordata; Mammalia; Pholidota; Manidae
Gene: BBIP1
Product: BBSome interacting protein 1
Exons: 5
Coding region: 366-578 (70 amino acids)
Biological process (GO): cilium assembly; receptor localization to non-motile cilium
Cellular component (GO): BBSome
Source: RefSeq, a predicted model, not a curated record